CUGGGAUAGGAGCGGCAGGAGCAGCGUUGGCACCGGCGAACCAUGGCUGGGAUUUUCUAUUUCGUCCUCUUUUCGUUUCUCUUUGGGAUUUGCGACGCUGUCACCGGUUCCAGGGUGUACCCCGCGAACGAAGUUACCUUAUUGGAUUCCAGAUCUGUGCAGGGAGAACUUGGAUGGAUAGCGAGCCCCUUGGAAGGAGGGUGGGAAGAAGUGAGCAUUAUGGAUGAAAAAAAUACCCCAAUUCGAACCUAUCAAGUGUGUAAUGUGAUGGAACCCAGUCAAAAUAACUGGCUCCGAACUGAUUGGAUCACCCGAGAAGGAGCUCAGAGAGUGUACAUUGAGAUUAAGUUCACCUUGAGGGACUGCAAUAGUCUUCCAGGCGUCAUGGGGACCUGUAAGGAGACCUUCAACCUUUAUUACUAUGAAUCUGACAAUGACAAAGAGCGUUUCAUCCGGGAGAGCCAAUUUGGUAAGAUCGACACCAUCGCUGCCGACGAGAGCUUCACCCAAGUGGACAUUGGUGACAGGAUCAUGAAGCUCAACACCGAAAUCCGGGAUGUGGGACCCUUGAGCAGAAAAGGAUUCUACUUGGCAUUUCAGGAUGUAGGUGCUUGCAUCGCCUUGGUGUCGGUCCGUGUGUUCUAUAAGAAAUGUCCCCUCACUGUGCGCAAUUUGGCCCAGUUUCCCGACACCAUCACUGGGGCCGAUACUUCUUCCCUGGUGGAAGUUCGAGGCUCUUGUGUCAACAACUCGGAAGAGAAGGAUGUGCCAAAAAUGUACUGCGGGGCAGAUGGUGAAUGGCUGGUCCCCAUUGGCAACUGCUUGUGCAACGCUGGGCAUGAGGAGCGCAAUGGUGAAUGCCAAGCCUGCAAAAUUGGAUAUUACAAGGCCCUCUCCACGGAUGCCACUUGUGCCAAGUGCCCACCCCACAGCUACUCAGUCUGGGAAGGAGCCACCUCAUGCACCUGUGAUCGAGGCUUUUUCAGAGCCGACAAUGAUGCUGCCUCCAUGCCCUGUACCCGUCCACCGUCUGCUCCCCUCAACUUGAUUUCAAAUGUCAAUGAGACCUCAGUGAACUUGGAAUGGAGCAGUCCACAGAACACAGGUGGCCGCCAGGACAUUUCUUACAAUGUGGUUUGCAAGAAAUGUGGAGCUGGUGAUUCCAGCAAGUGUCGACCCUGUGGGAGUGGAGUUCACUACACUCCACAACAGAAUGGCUUGAAGACUACCAAAGUCUCCAUCACUGACCUCCUCGCUCACACCAAUUACACAUUUGAAAUCUGGGCAGUGAAUGGAGUAUCCAAGUAUAACCCAAGCCAGGACCAGUCAGUAUCUGUCACUGUGACAACCAAUCAAGCAGCACCCUCAUCUAUUGCGUUGGUCCAAGCUAAAGAAGUUACAAGAUACAGUGUUGCUCUGGCUUGGUUGGAACCAGAUCGGCCCAAUGGAGUGAUCUUGGAAUAUGAAGUCAAGUAUUAUGAGAAGGAUCAGAAUGAGCGUAGCUAUCGGAUCGUCCGGACUGCUUCUAGGAACACAGAUAUUAAAGGCUUAAACCCUUUGACUUCCUAUGUUUUUCACGUCCGAGCCAGGACAGCAGCUGGCUAUGGAGACUUCAGUGAGCCCCUGGAGGUUACAACCAACACAGUGCCAUCUCGGAUCAUUGGCGAUGGAGCUAACUCUACAGUCCUUCUGGUGUCCGUUUCAGGCAGUGUGGUGCUGGUGGUAAUCCUCAUCGCUGCUUUUGUCAUCAGCAGGAGACGGAGUAAAUACAGUAAAGCAAAACAAGAAGCAGAUGAAGAGAAACAUUUGAACCAAGGUGUUAGAACUUAUGUUGAUCCUUUUACUUAUGAAGAUCCCAAUCAAGCUGUUAGAGAAUUUGCCAAAGAAAUCGAUGCAUCCUGCAUUAAGAUUGAAAAAGUCAUAGGAGUUGGUGAGUUUGGGGAAGUGUGUAGUGGACGUCUCAAAGUGCCUGGGAAGAGAGAAAUCUUUGUAGCCAUCAAGACUCUGAAAGCUGGUUAUACAGACAAACAGAGGAGAGACUUCCUGAGUGAGGCCAGCAUCAUGGGACAGUUUGACCACCCAAAUAUAAUUCACCUGGAAGGCGUUGUCACCAAAUGUAAACCAGUAAUGAUCAUAACAGAGUACAUGGAGAAUGGCUCCCUGGAUGCAUUCCUAAGGAAGAAUGAUGGCAGAUUUACAGUCAUUCAGCUGGUAGGCAUGCUUCGUGGUAUUGCAUCUGGAAUGAAGUAUUUAUCUGAUAUGAGCUAUGUACAUCGAGACCUGGCUGCACGGAAUAUUCUGGUUAAUAGCAAUUUGGUCUGCAAAGUGUCUGAUUUUGGCAUGUCCCGAGUGCUUGAAGAUGAUCCAGAAGCAGCUUAUACCACGAGGGGUGGCAAGAUUCCUAUCCGGUGGACUGCGCCAGAAGCCAUUGCCUAUCGUAAAUUCACAUCAGCAAGUGAUGUAUGGAGCUAUGGCAUCGUUAUGUGGGAAGUGAUGUCGUAUGGAGAGAGACCCUACUGGGAUAUGUCCAAUCAAGAUGUGAUUAAAGCCAUAGAGGAAGGCUACAGAUUACCCCCUCCGAUGGACUGCCCCAUUGCACUCCACCAGCUGAUGCUAGAUUGCUGGCAGAAGGAGAGAAGUGACAGACCUAAAUUUGGGCAGAUUGUCAACAUGUUGGACAAACUCAUCCGAAAUCCCAACAGCUUGAAGCGAACGGGGACCGAAAGCUCCAGACCCAACACUGCCUUGUUGGACCCAAGCUCCCCUGAAUUCUCUGCUAUGGUAUCUGUGGGCGAUUGGCUCCAUGCCAUUAAAAUGGAUCGAUAUAAGGACAACUUCACGGCUGCAGGCUAUACCACACUAGAGGCUGUAGUUCACAUGAACCAGGAUGACCUGGCUAGAAUUGGCAUCACCUCUGUGACUCACCAGAAUAAGAUUUUGAGCAGUAUCCAGGCAAUGAGAACCCAGAUGCAGCAGAUCCAUGGCAGAAUGGUUCCUGUUUGAGCCAGUACUGACUAAACUCAAAACUCUUGAAAAUUAGUUUACCUCAUCCAUGCACUUUAAUUGAAGAACUGCACUUUUUUUACUUCGCCUUCACCCUCUGAAGUGAAAGAAAACAAACAAACAAACAAACAAACAAAAAGCAUCUGCCAGCAUCUUUCGGUGUACAGAUUGCUGAAUCGGUGGGGCUCACAGAAAUGAUGACUGUCAUUUGCAUCCGACCUGGAAGAAGUCGUUUCUCCAAAGUCCUUCCAUCCCGUUUGUAAGAUACACAUACCUAUAUAAAUAGAACACCACCUCUGAGUUGUAAUGCCAUCUUUGCCACCAAACCUGGGCUUCUCUGAGACAUCCUGGGAUCCUUUCUCCAUUUGGAAUUACAUCGUAUUUUGUUUGUGGCAUAUAUUACAGUUACCCUUUCACUGGAAUGAAGAUCAUGCCCAGGAACAUUGAUGAAGUUCUUGGGGGUGGAUGUGAAGGCUUGGAAAAAAAAAAACAUAAACCCAUGGGGGAAAAAAAAAACAAAAACUACCACUGAGGUGAAAGCCUCCACCAGGCUCCUCCACAGUGUUGUAACUUCAGUACUCAGGUCACCUGGUAGUAGUUGAUGGCGUGAGGGUCUGAAAAGAAAAGGAAAAUGGAUUUUUAUAAUAAUAAUAAUUAAUAAUAAUAACCCAACACCAUACCCUGUUCUGGACAAAGAAGGUCUAUUUCUCUGGGCCUGGCUGUAUCAUUUAAGUCUUCUUUAGAGACAUUACAAACUUAUCAUAACUCCCUUAUGGAUAGCGGACUGUGACAGUCUGGAGUAGGGGAUGGUCACACUUCCCUCCUUCAAAGAAGCAAUCCCAACUCUACAAGGGAAUAGAUUCUGCUAUCUUGGUCUCACAGCCCUUCCUGUUGAUUACAAAGCCCACAGAAGAAAACAGAAUACGCCUUCCUCAGUUCCUUCCAAAUGGGAUUCUUCUGCUCCUCAACGAUGCCUGUUCAGGAGCAAAGACGUGGAUGAAACAAGACCCAGACCUGAAAGGAAUCAAGAUAUUACCUUCUGAUCCCAUUUCCCAGUGAAAGAAACAGCCAAUAUUCAAGCUUCAGCAUCUGUUCUUCAGUCACAUUAAGGAAUGCCCCGCUGUGCAGCACCAUCUCUGCAUAGCCCUUGUUCCCAAACUCCUUGUGGUUUUAUUUAUAUUUGUUUCCACAUCUCCUUUCUGGAUGUCACUGCUGCAUUGGUGUGGCAGCCAGUGACCAAAGACUACAGGUUUAACUAUGGACGCCAGGUCAGGUGCCACCACAUAAAGCCAGUUCCUGUGAGCUGCCUCUGAUAUGCAUUGCUGAAGUUAACAUUUUACCCAGGGUGUGCCAUUGCCGUGAUACAAAUAUAUUUUUUUCCUAGACUAAAUAUGAGCUGACUAUCUCUUUUGAAGUGUGUAAAUAGGUGUGCGAGUGUGUGUGUGUGUGUGUGUGUGUUUGUAACCUCAUGCUUAGAACUGCCUGUGAAUGUUGCGAAUGAACAUGAGAGUUCUGGUUUGCCACCAAGUAUCGAGAUAAAGAACCACAUGAGAUAGUGGGCCUGGACAACUAUGCCCCAUCCCCUUAUAAAAACAACCUGGAUGUGUUCAAUGCCCUGUAUCUCUAAGUAUUCUGUAGCUGCCACACUAAUCUUAAUAUGUAAUUCUACAGUUUUGGACAGAGGCAUUUCUGCCUUAGUGGUGGAUUGGCUUUUGUAUGUGAAUACAUACAGGUGACAACCAUCGUCAAAACUACGGAAUUUGAUUGAACUCAUCUGAGACAUCAGUUUCUUGGUGGAGAGAGAGAAGGGGAUGAAAUAUAUCUGGUAACUCAAAUGGAAUACAAGUAGCCUUUGUUUUCCUGCAUAAAUGGACUUGUUGAAUGCGAACAAAUAUAUGCAAUUCAUAUACAUGCAGAGAUGAGCGUAGAUGUGUGUGUCGGCUUUGAGAUGAUGUAUCCUGGGUUAAUACUUUGUCUCCCAAUGUCACAGAAAAACAAAAUACAUGCCAGUGACACUUGAGGUUAGUGUAGUUGGAAUUAAUUGGCCUCAAGUAAUUUCAGGUUCCCUAUUGACAUGGAAAGUUAAAAAUAUGCAGCUAACUCCUUUGGCCCUCAAAAGUACAUCAGCCUUCUAGAAUACGAGGUUCGGUGUGCGAAGACUGAAUUUGGAUAUGAUAUAUACCAAACUCCAGCCAAGAUACUGCCAUUUUUCAUAAUCUGAGUGGCUGCCUUGCUUAUUCUAAGGUAUGGUUGCAGAAACUGUGACCAUUUAUAUAAGCUAGAACAUCAAAUCAGGGAAAAAAAUGGGGAAAAGAAUUCUGAGCCCUAUGUUGUUGAAUUAAAUAGAGAAAUUCAUCAAUAAAUAUUUAUUACAUUCUGACAGGGUGUAUGGCAUUGUAUUUUCAUAACUAUGCCAGAGUGACAAAGUUAAUUCACCCCUUUUAGGGGAAUUUAAUAUAUUUUUAAAGGGAUGUGCCUAUGCAUUGAUGCCUGAAAAAUAUGUACAAAGGAAUGAGGCUGAAUCUCUGAACGGGUCAUCUUUCUCCAGAGGUCAGGGCAGGAAACCAACUUCAGAGACUGUGUCUAGCCCCAGGAGUGAGUUCUAGCCUGUUGAGCUUGGAAGCUCAGUCAAGUUCAGGCCACCAUUGGGUAGAUUUCCACUGUUCUCCUGCUUCACCAUGUGUCCACUGUCCCCAAAUUAUUUUGAACAAUUCGACGAAUAAAAUGUUCUAGUGUAUUUUUAAGUAGUUAUUUUCCAAAUAGGUUGUACUCACUACACUGAUGGGGUGUGUGUUUUAAGACCUCUUGUAUUCAAUCUGUGAAGGAUAUGUGUAUUCAUACACACUGAUAGCCUCAAAAUUUGUCUGAAGACACUUAAAUUCUAAUCCAUAAAGGAAAGUUCUAGAAGCAAUAUUUUCACUUAUUUAACAUGCUCCAAACAACAUCAAACAUUGAUACACACUGCAGAGUGCAUUUAUUUUUUGUAUCACUCCAAUUAUGUUGGAAUAUGCAAGGACUGUGGUUAAAAUUAGAAUGUAUAAGGCAUAUUAUAAUUUAGUUCAUACUGAAAAAAAAAAGUUAACAGAACAUUGCUUGGUUUUCAUACAUGUUCCAGAAUUCCAGCUAUCUCUUGAGUUAGACAUAGAUUUUCUAUUUUGUUUUGACUUGUCAAGGUAUUUUUCUUCCCUUCAUGAACUUUAGGUACACAUAACUUAUGUCAUUUAUUUAUGGUCUUUUAUACCUAGUUUGUAAAAUUGUAAAAUAGCAAACUAAAUGCAAAGAGUUUGCAUUUGAAAAUAAUAAAGUAGUUGCCGUAUACAAA
Messenger RNA from Suncus etruscus (white-toothed pygmy shrew), 6325 nucleotides. RefSeq names its product EPH receptor A4 (gene EPHA4). Gene Ontology annotation, molecular function: ATP binding; transmembrane-ephrin receptor activity; protein binding. Gene Ontology annotation, cellular component: neuron projection; plasma membrane. The record is from RefSeq and is a predicted model, not a curated record. The transcript is spliced from 18 exons. Gene Ontology annotation, biological process: protein phosphorylation; cell surface receptor protein tyrosine kinase signaling pathway; axon guidance. The coding region runs from base 43 to 3003 and encodes 986 amino acids. NCBI's taxonomy places the organism in Eukaryota, Metazoa, Chordata, Mammalia, Eulipotyphla, Soricidae.